Molecule: messenger RNA, 2167 nt
Organism: Carica papaya (papaya)
Lineage: Eukaryota; Viridiplantae; Streptophyta; Magnoliopsida; Brassicales; Caricaceae
Product: eukaryotic translation initiation factor 3 subunit D-like
Biological process (GO): translational initiation
Cellular component (GO): eukaryotic translation initiation factor 3 complex; cytoplasm
Molecular function (GO): translation initiation factor activity
Source: RefSeq, a predicted model, not a curated record
UUCUCUCUUCACUCAACCUUAGGGUUUCCUUCAUCUGCCCCUCACACUCGAAUCUGCUCCUCUUUUUCUCUCCUUCCAUCCAUUCACUCGACCUACCAAUCAACCUCUUCUAGCUAUGGUGGUAGGAGGGUUUGAAGUAGGAGCAGUACCUUUUAAUCCAGAUGGCUGGGGACCGCCGGAUGCCACCACUACGCCGUCUUCAGCCACAGCCGCUGGCAAUCUCCCGCUGCACGUCCCCUUUGCUCCAUUUUCGCGCUCUGAUAAGCUCGGUCGCAUAGCCGAUUGGACACGCGCCCUUGCUAACCCCUCUGCCCGACCCCCCACUGCUGGUGGUGGUUCAAAGGGAAACCCCUCUGACUCCGCCGUCUUCGAUUUCUCCGCCUUCGCCAUCGACGACUCUUUCCCCGUCACCGGCUCUGGUGCUAACCUCGACGAGGAUUCAACUUUCCGCCUAGUCGAUGGAAAGCCCCCGCCGCGGCCCAAGUUUGGACCUAAGUGGCGGUUCACGCAGCAUCACCACCGCCCGCAGCUCCCUCAGCGUCGCGACGAGGAGGUCGAGGCCCGUAAGCGUGAGGCCGAGAAGGAACGCGCACGCCGAGACCGGCUUUACAACCUUAAUCGCUCGAAUGUCAACCAGCCGCGGAGGGAGGCUGCCGCCUUUAAGUCCUCUGUCGAUAUUCAGCCUGAAUGGAACAUGCUCGACCAGAUCCCUUUCUCCACUUUCUCCAAGCUUUCAUUCGCUGUCCCCGAACCCGAGGACCUUCUCUUGUGCGGCGCUCUCGAGUACUAUGACCGAGCUUAUGAUCGCAUUACACCUAAAAAUGAGAGGAGAUUGGAGAGGUUCAAGAACAGGAAUUUCUUUAAAGUCACUACCAGUGAUGAUCCGGUGAUUAGGAGGUUGGCUAAGGAGGACAAAGCCACAGUUUUCGCCACCGAUACUAUCCUGGCAGCCUUGAUGUGCGCACCAAGAUCAGUUUACUCGUGGGAUAUCGUGAUUCAGCGAGUUGGAAACAAGUUGUUCUUCGAUAAGAGAGAUGGCUCGCAGCUCGAUUUAUUGUCCGUGCACGAGACGUCGCAGGAACCUUUACCUGAGGCUAAAGAUGAUAUUAACUCUGCAUAUUCCUUGAGCGUGGAGGCUGCUUAUGUUAAUCAGAAUUUCUCGCAGCAGGUUUUGGUCAGAGAUGGGAACAAGGUGUCAUUUGAUGAGCCAAAUCCGUUUGCCAAUGAAGGUGAGGAGGUGGCUUCUGUUGCCUACAGGUAUAGGAGAUGGAAGCUUGAUGAUGAUAUGCAUCUUAUUGCAAGAUGUGAGGUGCAGAGUGUUGUUGAUGUUAAUAAGCAAAGGUCAUUCCUUACCUUGAAUGCCCUUAAUGAAUUUGAUCCAAAAUAUUCUGGUGUUGAUUGGAGGCAGAAAUUGGAGACGCAGAGAGGUGCAGUAUUGGCUACUGAAUUGAAGAACAAUGCUAAUAAGUUGGCUAAAUGGACUGCGCAGGCAUUGUUGGCUAGUGCGGACUUGAUGAAAAUAGGGUAUGUUUCUAGGGUUCAUCCACGUGAUCAUUUCAACCAUGUGAUAUUGGCGGUUGUUGGGUACAAGCCAAGGGAAUUUUCUACUCAGAUUAAUCUGAAUACUGCGAAUAUGUGGGGUAUUGUUAAGUCUAUUGUGGACUUGUGUAUGAAACUGAACGAGGGUAAGUAUGUCCUUGUCAAGGAUCCCUCGAAGCCUCAAGUUAGGAUUUAUGAGGUUCCAGCAGAUGCUUUUGAGAAUGAGUACGUGGAGGAGCCAUUGCCUGAGGAAGAACAGGUUCAGCCACCUGGUGAAGAUGCCGAAGGCGGGGAGCCAAGUGCAGCUACUAAUGAUGUAGAAGAUAACAGCGCUAAUGCACAGGCGUAAUGAUAGUAUGUGGUCAUUUGCUGAGAAGAAUCUUCUUGGGACCUAAGAGUUUUUUAGCAGCCCUGUGAGGUUUUAAGUAUUCUUUUUUUUUUUUUUUGGUUUCUUUUUCAUAUAAUUUAUCUUUCAGACUAAUGUAUAAUUUGAGUAGAAAGAUUUUGUAAGGAGUUCCUCUUGAUAGUAAGGAGACAUUAUUAGUCACUCUGUUGUGGAUGGUUUGUGGGUCUGGAAACUGGAAUGAGAAACCAUUCUUCUCCCUCUUUCUUCACGGUUUAAAAACAA